Aspergillus vadensis CBS 113365 is the source of this 1569-nucleotide messenger RNA. Its product is annotated as vacuolar membrane PQ loop repeat protein. The record is from RefSeq and is a predicted model, not a curated record. Gene Ontology annotation, cellular component: fungal-type vacuole membrane. NCBI's taxonomy places the organism in Eukaryota, Fungi, Ascomycota, Eurotiomycetes, Eurotiales, Aspergillaceae. Bases 290 to 1258 code for a protein of 322 amino acids. Gene Ontology annotation, biological process: basic amino acid transmembrane export from vacuole. The transcript is spliced from 5 exons.
UUUUAAUAGCUUCAUUCCUUCGUGCUUCCCUCCUACACAUUCCAUGAAAAAUUUCUUCAACCACCAGAUUCCUCCGAAUCGAGCAGCUGACCCUUCAUUUUUCACUAUCCGCUCUUAUCGCGACCCUAUGCGCCCGAACGGCAAGGGAUUUUCUCAAUAAAACCGCUUUAUCAUAGGAGGGUUCCUUAUCUCUGCCCGUCAUUGAUUGAGUCGAGCAGUCCGCAAGAGUUUCCCUCCAAACUCUAGCAACAACUCUUGCACCUCACUGCCCCCAAUACCUCAAAUCAAGAUGGCGGCUCUCUGGACAGCUACCAAUGCCGACUCUGUCCCUCUCACUUCUCGCGAAGCAGCCUCUGGCUUGCUGGGUUCGAUAUCACUCACCUGCUGGAUCUUUCUCCUCGUCCCCCAACUAAUCGAAAACUACCGCAACGGCAACGCCGAAGCUAUUUCCCUCCUCUUCCUCUUCGUCUGGUUCCUCGGCGACAUCACCAACCUAAUCGGAGGCGCCUGGGCAGGUCUCGUGCCCGUAAUUGUCGCCAUCGCCGUGUACUUCUGCAUCGCGGACGGGGUCCUCAUCGGACAAUGUCUCUACUACAAGGCGCGGAACUCUCGGCAGCCGCGCCCCCGCCGCCGCACUUCCUCUUCCGUGUUCGAGCCAAGCACGCCCGAUCCUACGACGCCGCUGCUGGGCCGGCGGUUCAGUGAUGCGUAUGCGCAGACAGGCGAAACUCUGGACAACCCUAGGAACUCGACGCGCCGCGCGGAAAGCAGCAGUGAUGAUAUGCUGGCUAAGAUUGUUGAGGAGAAUGAUGUGGGGCGCAAGGCGUGGGUGAAGAAUUUUAGCAGUGUGCUGGGCAUCUGCGUUAUUGGAAUGGCAGGGUGGACGGUUGCGUGGCGGACGGGCGUGUGGAAGCCCGCGCCAGUAGAGGAGGGGCUGGGAGGCGUGGAUAUGGCGCCUGGGGCAAUGGUGUUGGGGUAUAUCAGUGCGGUUUGUUAUCUUGGGGCGCGACUUCCACAGAUCUACAAGAACUACUGCGAUAAGUCGUGCGAGGGACUCUCGCUACUGUUCUUCAUCCUCUCUCUUAUGGGAAACCUCACCUACGGCGCAGGCAUCAUCUGCCACUCCACAGAAAGGAACUAUAUUGUGACCAAUGUCCCAUGGCUGAUUGGCUCCCUCGGCACCAUGGUCGAGGACGUGACCAUCUUCGUGCAGUUCCGACUCUACGCGACACGCGACCAGGACACGGCUGCUGUUUAGCGCGUCUGUUGCACAUUAAUUUUGUAUUGUGUGUUUGUGUGCUGUUUGUAAGGUUGUCUUGGUUCUAUGCUGCUGAUGGUUUAGCGUGUCUAGCUAGUACUUUAUUGUCUGGGGUUGUAUUAUUGGUUGGUUGUACUGUAUGGGCUGGCGGUGUCUAAAAGUUCUUUAUCUCGAUCUUGAUCUUGCAUUGCGGAGUGGGGAUUACUGUUGUUGUUAUCGAUACUUAUGGAUAUUGAUUUGCUGAUGUUGAUGUACAUCGAUUGGCGGGAUAUUUGUUGUAUGGGGAAGUUUGGUGCACAGGGCAGGCGGAG